AAAAACGAAAUCAUCUGCGUCCCGUCGCGAAUCGCACCAUCAUCACCAUCGAGCCGCGAAGCGACAGCCCUGAAAACCCUUCGCCUCUCUCCGCCCCCGAUAAUCUCGUAUGCCCCCGGAGCUCCGGCUCCAUUGACGGAGCCCCGCCUCGGUUCACCGGCGCCGCCGAGCAGAUCGACCGAUCCCCUCCCUCCCUCCCUCCCUCCCUCCGAUUCGCAGCCCCCCGCUCUCCAGUCGAUCUCCAGAUCUCGAGCUGAAAGGAUGUCGAAGCCGUGGGGCAACAUCGGCGCCUGGGCCGCCGAGGCCGAGCAGGCCGAGGCCGAGGAGGCCGCCGCCGCCGCCGCCGCAGCCGCCCCGCAGAACUUCCCCAGUCUCAGGGAGGCCGUCAGCGCCAAGCCCAAGAAGAAGAAGAUGUCGCUGACGGAGUUCUAUGUCGCCGCCUCCGCGGGCGGCGGCCGGGGAGGCGGUUCCAAGGGCCUGACCCCGGACGAAAUGAUGCGCCUGCCCACGGGCCCGAAGGAGCGGUCCGCGGAGGAGAUGCAGUACGGCCGGCUCGGGGGCGGGUUCUCCUCCUACGGGAGGUCCGGCCCGAUGCCGAACCGGGGCCGCGAGGAUGGGGAUACUUCCUGGGGCGGCGGAGGCAGUGGUGGGGGUCGGAGAUCCUACGGGGGCUUCGAGGAUGAUCGCCAUGGUCCUCCGUCGUCUAGGGUUUCGGAAUUCGACCAGCCAUCUCGUGCUGAUGAGGUUGAUAAUUGGGCAAUGGGGAAGAAGCCUCUGCCUUCACUUGAUUCCUCAAGGCAGACCAGGUAUGAUUCUCUUGGAGGUGGCUCUAGGGCUGAUGACGUUGAUAAUUGGGCAGUGGGGAAGAAGCCGCAACCUCCACCUCCUUCAAGGUCCUUCGGCUCGGGGUUCCGUGAUGCUGGGAUGGAGCCUGACCGCUGGAACAGAGGUGGAGGAGGGGGAUUUAACACAGAGCGCCCCAAAUUGGUGUUGGCUCCGCCUAAGGGUGAUUCAGUGGGAAAUGAAGUGGUGAAAUCUACUAGGGCGAGUCCAUUUGGAGCAGCCCGGCCACGAGAGGAUGUCUUGGCUGAGAAGGGUUUAGAUUACAGGAAGCUGGAAUCAGAAAUUGAGACCAAGAAGACGAGCAGACCCACAAGUGCACAGUCAAGCAGGCCAUCCAGUGCGCAGUCAAGCCGGUCUGAGAGUCAAGGGCUGCAGGGUAUUGAGAAUGUGGCCAGGCCAAGGCCAAAAGUUAAUCCAUUUGGAGAUGCCAAGCCUAGGGAAGUGUUGCUACAGGAGAAAGGGAUGGACUGGCGCAAAAUUGAUUUUGAGUUGGAGCAUCGCCGCGUUGAUAGGCCUCAGACAGAGCAGGAAAAGAUGCUGAAGGAGGAGAUAGAGAACUUGAAGAAAGAAAUGGAGAAGGAACUUGCUCUUAAAGCAAACAAUGAACAUUCCCAAGGAUCUGAAGCAGACCAACCCAGUUUGAGUGAUGCAAUAUCUCUGAAGGAAAGGGAACUGGAAGCUUUGACCCGUGAUUUGGAUGAUAAAGUUCGAUUUGGGCAAAAAUCUGUUGACAGGCCUGGUUCUGGGUAUGGUAGGUCCGGUAGCUUUUCUGAUAGGCCACCUUCACGGUCUGGGUCAAUUGAUGAGUCUCGUAGUAUGGAUUACAACGAUCGUCCUUCAUCCCGUGGCAUGGGAGAUGCAUGGUCCAGGUCUGGGAACGACAGAAGACCAUUUCAAGGUGGCAGGGAUAGCGGAUUUUUGGCCAGUAGAGAUUCCAACAGGUCAAGGUCGAGGGAGAGAUGGUGAACAGCUGGACUUCCUGGGGUUCUCGACUUUUGACAGCUUGAAGCAGAUACUGUUUUGCUUCUUUGUUUUUUUCGCAUUGAUAUCUGUCUUUUUAUAACUUUCGUCUGGUUAGAACAGGAAUUGUUUAAUGCUGCGGGGGGACAGAUGCAUUUUUUGGAUUCUAAUUCUCAUUUUUGCCUGUGUUGAGGACACUGCAAGUCUGUGGAAGUCUAUUAUGUGACCAAUUUUUAUACAGUAGUCUGAUUGUAGCUUGCCGAUGGAUUGGCAAUUUAUAUUUGAUGAUCCUUUCAUCGCGAAA
Molecule: messenger RNA, 2107 nt
Organism: Eucalyptus grandis
Lineage: Eukaryota; Viridiplantae; Streptophyta; Magnoliopsida; Myrtales; Myrtaceae
Product: eukaryotic translation initiation factor 4B2
Exons: 4
Coding region: 262-1809 (515 amino acids)
Molecular function (GO): translation initiation factor activity; mRNA binding
Source: RefSeq, a predicted model, not a curated record